Molecule: messenger RNA, 1018 nt
Organism: Nannospalax galili (Upper Galilee mountains blind mole rat)
Lineage: Eukaryota; Metazoa; Chordata; Mammalia; Rodentia; Spalacidae
Product: germ cell-less protein-like 1
Exons: 8
Biological process (GO): germ cell development
Cellular component (GO): nucleus
Molecular function (GO): protein binding
Source: RefSeq, a predicted model, not a curated record
CGGGGGCUUACAUGCUACUGCCACCCCGACUGUGAGACGGACGGGGACGAAGGCGACGAGCAGCAGCGGCAGCUGAACACUCCGCGCAGGAAAAAAUUAAAGAGUACAUCUAAAUACAUCUAUCAAACAUUGUUUUUGAAUGGUGAAAACAGUGACAUUAAAAUCUGUGCUCUAGGAGAAGAGUGGCGCUUCCACAAAGUAUACCUGUGUCAAUCUGGCUACUUUUCUAGUAUGUUCAGUGGUUCUUGGAAAGAAUCCAGCAUGAAUGUNNUUGAACUGGAGAUUCCUGACCAGAAUAUUGAUGUGGAAGCACUGCAAGUUGCCUUUGGAUCUCUGUAUCGAGAUGACGUCUUGAUAAAACCCAGUUGAGUUGUUGCCAUUUUGGCAGCAGCUUGUAUGCUGCCGUUGGAUGGUUUAACCCAACAGUGUGGUGAGACAGUGAAGGAAACAAUGAAUGUGAAAACUGUGUGUGGCUGUUACACAUCAUCAGGGACCUAUAGAUUAGAUUCUGUAAUGAAAAAGUGCCUAGACUGGCUGCUAAACAACUUGAUGACUCACCAGAGUGUUGAGCUUUUCAAAGAACUCAGUGUAAACGUCAUGAAACAGCUCAUUGGUUCAUCUAACUUAUUUGUGAUGCAAGUGGAGGUGGAUGUAUAUGUGUAGGUAUACUACUUGAGGUUGCUCACCGUGGUAAAAAUCUGGUAGCAGUGCUUCUGAGUGUUAGAGAUGGUGGAGGAACUACACAGCUGCUUGGCUCACUGGGGUUCUGCUCAGUAAACACGUCAUCAACUGAAAUAUAGCUGUCAAGAAAGCAUUUAUUCCACCUGAUUUCCUGAGCACCCUGCUGGGCUACACCCUUCUGGAACAUGCUGAGAACACAUACUUAGCCUGCAGUUGGCCACAUCACCUAAGCCAGUCCUGUUACAUCAUUAAGUGUUGUGCGUCUUCUGUAAUUUGUUAAGUGCUGUCCUGAAGUAAAGCAGUGUGGUCCAUGGCACACUUCUGCACCAUUGUGAAG